Molecule: messenger RNA, 1226 nt
Organism: Dufourea novaeangliae
Lineage: Eukaryota; Metazoa; Arthropoda; Insecta; Hymenoptera; Halictidae
Gene: BckdhB
Product: 2-oxoisovalerate dehydrogenase subunit beta, mitochondrial
Exons: 8
Coding region: 1-1125 (374 amino acids)
Biological process (GO): response to nutrient; branched-chain amino acid catabolic process
Molecular function (GO): catalytic activity
Source: RefSeq, a predicted model, not a curated record
AUGAUACUCAGUAAAUUGUGCACGCGGUUAGCGAACACUCGUGCGGUUUCGGUUUUGAAUUCGGUGAACGGAUACGCGUCACGAAAAAAUGCACGGUUCAUACACUUCACGUAUUAUACAGACGAGAACACGAAUACUGCAGGUGAAACGAAAAAAAUGAAUAUGUAUCAAGCUAUAAAUGAUGGACUUCGAAUCACGUUAGACAAAGACCCCGAUGCAGUGAUAUUUGGCGAAGACGUGGGAUUUGGAGGUGUCUUUCGGUGUACCGUCGACCUUCAAAAGAAGUUUGGGAAGGAUCGUGUGUUCAAUACACCUCUUUGCGAACAAGGAAUCGCUGGCUUUGGAAUUGGUUUAGCCACUGCUGGCGUAACAGCGAUUGCAGAAAUUCAAUUCGCUGAUUAUAUAUUCCCUGCAUUUGAUCAGCUGGUUAACGAGGCCGCCAAGAUGAGGUAUCGAAGUGGCGGGGAAUUCGAAUGUGGUAAAUUAACCGUUCGUGCCCCUUGUGGAGCUGUUGGUCAUGGCGGGCUUUACCAUUCGCAAAGUCCAGAAGCAUAUUUCGCACACACGCCAGGUUUGAAGAUCGUUAUGCCCCGCGGAGCGAAACAGGCGAAAGGUCUUUUGUUGGGCUGCAUAGAGGAGCCGGAUCCCUGCAUCAUGUUCGAGCCGAAAAUAUUGUACCGCACCGCGAUCGACGAGGUGCCGACAGCCCAUUACACGAUAGAGAUCGGCAAGGCUGAGGUUGUGAGAGAAGGUGAUGCGGUGACACUUGUGGGCUGGGGCACUCAGGUGCACGUACUGAUGGAGGCGGCCGAUCUCGUCCAGGAGAAGCUCGGCGUGUCCUGCGAGGUGAUAGACCUCGUUUCUAUCCUACCUUGGGACGCGGAACUCGUUUGCAAGUCAGCGAAGAAAACUGGACGAGUUGUGAUCGCACACGAAGCACCGCUAACAAACGGAUUCGGAGCGGAAAUAGCAUCGACCGUUCAGGAGGAAUGUUUCUUGCAUCUGGAAGCACCUGUGCAAAGGGUGACAGGAUGGGACAGUCCCUUCCCUCACGUCUUCGAGCCGUUCUACCUGCCCGAUAAGUGGCGAUGCUUCGCCGCUGUCAGGAACAUACUGAACUACUGAAACCACGAGCCAGGAUUAUUCUCCUCGCGAGGCACGGUGGGCACUAUGAAAUAUGUCAGAAACCUGUUGCCUGGUUGGACAAUGCCCGCGCGAGAUGCACA